UGUGCUGAUUGUUCGGUUUGCUUAUUGAUAUGUACAGAAAUUCAAACAUUAACAAAACUUUUGUCGAACAUUGAAAAUAGCCAUUCCAUUUAAUUCACCUCUACACAAUCGUCAAAUAUAAAAUGGAGUUCUGGUGGUUGAUCACAUUCUCUACCAAAUCAUUUCCAAUAUUUUCAAGAGAAAAUUAAUAACAAUGCCGGAAAAUGCCAAGCACGGCCCAAGACUCUCCUUUUCUCACGAUUUUUGCCACUAUGAUUCCAUACCGAUCGAGCAAAGUCCAUUAGGAACUCAUUCGGAACCUUCAACCAUCAACUUCGAUUUCUCCAUUCCCGGCGGCGUAACCUCCGGUGAAAGCUCGUGGUCCGCCGAAGAAUUUUUCUCUAACGGAAAAAUACUCCCCACAGAAAUCAAAAAGAUACCCGAGAAAGAUGGAACCGGUUUGUAUACUAAACCAAUCGGAGAUACUAAACCGGUUCUGGAAAUCGGAUUAACCGCGAUGGGAGACAUACGCAAUACGAUGCCGUUUCACGUUCCUUCUGAACCGUGUCGUCCCAAACCGGAAACGAAUCCAAUCAGAAAUGCUCACGAAAUAGAAGAAAUCGAAGAAGAUGAAGAGAGACCCAAUGUGAAUCCGUGUUGGGGGAUUAAGAAAAGAAGCGAACGUCUCAAUUCCGAAAUUGGGUUGCCAUUACUUUCGGAUAGCCCGACCGGUUCGAAUUUUAAACAGACAGAAACUGUGAAGCUUGAGGUUUCGUCUCCUUCUUCUUCGUCUUCUUCUUCUUCAAACUGUAAUUCUCAGAAACCGCUGUUGAGGAAGACGAGCUAUGGAGAUUACAGUAACGGCGGCAAUGGAGGCGGGAUUAAGGUGAAUUCGUUUCUGGAUGUGAUUCCGGGUGGGAGUUUGUUUGGGUUGGUAUCCAUCAUUGUCGGUAGUGGAAGUGACAAGAAUAAGAAGAGACUAGUGUUUUUUCAUUGGUAAGAAUUCUUUUUCUUGGAUCUCUGUUUCUUACUUUGUUUUCCUGGAGCUCUGAACUCUAGUGAUGUUUGGCUUUUGUAGUUCCAAGUGUUUGAGUUUUUACUUUUAGAUUUUCUUAUCAA
This is a messenger RNA of Raphanus sativus (radish), 1098 nucleotides long. RefSeq lists its product as uncharacterized. The coding region runs from base 194 to 979 and encodes 261 amino acids. The transcript has a single exon. NCBI's taxonomy places the organism in Eukaryota, Viridiplantae, Streptophyta, Magnoliopsida, Brassicales, Brassicaceae. The record is from RefSeq and is a predicted model, not a curated record.